GAUACAUUGUGAUACAUUGUGAUACAUUGUGAUGUAGUGUGAUACAUUGUUAUGUAGAGUGAUGUAUCACAAUAUUUCUAGCCGAAGUAGCAAAAAAUCUAUCGCGCAUCAGAUGACUAUUAUUGUCGAACAAGAUUUUACAGGCACCUACAAAACAAGAAGCACGGAGGUGAUCCGGUUUUGACAUUUUGGAAAGCAUUUGGAAUACUGAUGGAAGAUUGUCUGUCAGAAGCCAUUAGAGAAUUUGAAUCCAUCCAAGAAAGUGAAGAAGUUGUCCUGUGUUGUUUGAUGGCAUUAAUCUAUGUACAUAAAAAGGCACAAUUAAUUGACAAGGAAAGUGUACAUGAAUUGGAAACAAGAUUGAAAAAGAUUCGAACAAGUGUUGGUGAGAAUGCGCUAUACUUUGCUGUAAUGUUUUUAUGGCACACAGGGCAUCAUGAAAAAGCAAGAGAAUAUGUUGACAGAAUGUUGAAAAUGUCCAAUGGUUCGAAAGAGGGAACUAUUUUUAUGUGGAUGGAUUGAUCUUACAAGUACACAAGAUUCUGCCAUUAAGAAAUCCAUAAAAUAUUUUGAUGAGGCUUUACAGGGAGCUAAAUCAUCAGAGAAUAUUGAUGCAUCGUUUGGGAAGGCUGCAUACCUUGUAAAGAAGAGUAAUUUCACUUUGGCACUGGAAUUUAUUAAUAAACAGAAUGUAUUUGAAAAAAUGAAAAGGCAGACAAGACAAGCAUACCUGCACAAUACACAGGUCCUCUUGAUCAUUCAAAUGUUCAGAUUGACUCUUGCGCUUUGGCGGGGGACAGUGUUUACAUUUGGCCCUGACGAAAGGACUAUGUCUCGUAUGAAAGGACCACUUGGCCCCUUUUUCAUUUUUGAUAGCUUUUUCCUUGAGGAGCUGCUGCUGUUCAAAAUUCGCUUGUUAUACUUCAUAGCAGGAAAAUAUUGCCUUGGUUCUAUGGACGAAACGGUGGCAAAACUGGUACCUGUGCAUUGCACCUCGACAUUGCUGUUGAUUGUUGUAAAUUUAUGUCGUGUCCUCGGCCUCCGCGAUUAAAAGAUCGCGCCACUUCCUCGUUUAUAGACGAUAAUUCAGAGUUUUCACGACAUGGUGAAAUAACUUCUGACAAUUCUUCGACUCGAGCUAAAAUGUUGUUAAUAAGUUGACCUGCUCUUGGUGACCCGUUGCUCGCAUUCGCAUCCAUCUUACAA
Messenger RNA from Xenia sp. Carnegie-2017, 1206 nucleotides. RefSeq lists its product as uncharacterized. Bases 482 to 1051 code for a protein of 189 amino acids. The record is from RefSeq and is a predicted model, not a curated record. The transcript is spliced from 7 exons. Gene Ontology annotation, molecular function: protein binding. Lineage: Eukaryota; Metazoa; Cnidaria; Anthozoa; Malacalcyonacea; Xeniidae.